Molecule: messenger RNA, 1093 nt
Organism: Motacilla alba alba
Lineage: Eukaryota; Metazoa; Chordata; Aves; Passeriformes; Motacillidae
Gene: ABT1
Product: activator of basal transcription 1
Exons: 3
Coding region: 141-926 (261 amino acids)
Biological process (GO): endonucleolytic cleavage in 5'-ETS of tricistronic rRNA transcript (SSU-rRNA, 5.8S rRNA, LSU-rRNA); small-subunit processome assembly; endonucleolytic cleavage in ITS1 to separate SSU-rRNA from 5.8S rRNA and LSU-rRNA from tricistronic rRNA transcript (SSU-rRNA, 5.8S rRNA, LSU-rRNA)
Cellular component (GO): nucleolus
Molecular function (GO): RNA binding
Source: RefSeq, a predicted model, not a curated record
GUGCGGGGCCGGGGGGGUCCCGGGGGCGAUUUUGGGGGUCCCGGGGAGAAUCCGGGGGUGCGGCAGAGCCUGGAAGGGGGGGGGGGGGUCCCUGGGGGUGGUCAAAUUCCUUUAACUCCCUCCUGCCCAUCGCAGGGGCCAUGGCUGGGGCCGAGCGGGACCCGCACGGGAGGGGCGAGGAGGAGGAGGAGGAAGAGGAGGAAGAAAAAGAGGAGGAAGAGGAAGAGGAGGAAGAAAAGGAGGAGGAAGAGGAAGAGGAGGAAGAAAAGGAGGAGGAAGAGGAGGGUCCCGAGUGCUCCCCCGCUGCCGAAGCCCCCUCAGACCCCCCCCCGAAGCCGGUGGUGCCGGGGGUCCUUUAUUUGUCCUUCCUCCCCCCGGGCUUCGGGCCCCGCCAGGCCCGGGCGCUGCUGCGGCCGCACGGGGAGCUGGGCAGGGUCUUCCUGCAGCCCCGCGGAGGCUCCGUGCGGCGGCGGCGGCAGCGCCCGGGGGGGCCCCCGGCCGUGGCGUUCGCCGAGGGCUGGGUGGAAUUUCGGGACAAGCGAGCGGCCAAACGCGCGGCCAAAAUCCUGCACGGGGCCCCCAUGGCCCCCCGGCCCCGCAGCCCCUUCCGCCAUCACUGCUGGAGCAUCAAGUACCUGCCGGGGUUCCGGUGGCCUCACCUGAGCGAGCGCCUCAGCUACGAGCGCCAGGUGCGGGCGCAGCGCCUGCGGGCCGAGGUGGCGCAGGCCAAGCGCGAGGGGGGGUUCUACGCCCGCCGCGCCUCCAAAGAGCCCCCCAAAACCUCCGGAGACCCCGCCGCCCCUUCCCCGACCUGGGGCUUCGCCCAAAGGCCGACCGAGGAGGAGAUCUGGCGGCGCAAAGCGAGGCCCCCCCCGGCCGCGCCCCCCCAGCGGCUGCUGGAGAAGGUGUUUGGCACGGGGAGGUGAGACCCUCCCUCAAAUUUGGGGGGGCCCAGGUGUGUGGGAGGGGCCCUUGGCACGCCAGGGCCCCCUCCGGACACCGAUCCCUUUCCCGAGGACCACGGAAUGUUUUAUUUUUCUCCUUAAAACUUUUAUUACUUUUAACAAAAAUAAUUCCUCGCGGUCUCUUUAAA